Molecule: messenger RNA, 2637 nt
Organism: Choloepus didactylus (southern two-toed sloth)
Lineage: Eukaryota; Metazoa; Chordata; Mammalia; Pilosa; Megalonychidae
Gene: CLPTM1L
Product: CLPTM1 like
Exons: 19
Coding region: 251-2002 (583 amino acids)
Cellular component (GO): endomembrane system; membrane
Source: RefSeq, a predicted model, not a curated record
GGCGCGAGCGCAGGGCGAAUCCCGCGGCGAUAGGUCGGCGGCGUCCGCGGCCGGGAGCAUGCAGGGUGGCCGGCGGCCCGCGGCGCGCGGCGCGUUCGUUCCUCCGCGGCGGUGGCGACGGCGCGCAGCGGCUCUCGCGUGAGCGCAGCGCCCGGAGCGUGCCUCAGGCCCGGCGGGCGGGGCCGGCGGCAGGAGACGGGCCGGGGUCGGCGCCUCCCUCAGCCCGGCGGGGGGCGGCGGCGGGGGCGCCAUGUGGAGCGGCCGCAGCUCCUUCACCAGCCUGGUGGUGGGCGUGUUCGUGGUGUACGUGGUGCACACCUGCUGGGUCAUGUACGGCAUCGUCUACACCCGCCCGUGCGCCGGCGACGGCAACUGCAUCCAGCCCUACCUAGCGCAGAGGCCCAAACUGCAGCUGAGUGUGUACACCACCACACGGUCCAGCCUUGGUGCUGAGAACAAUGUCGAUCUGGUGUUGAACGUGGAAGAUUUUGAUGUGGAGUCCAAGUUUGAAAGGACAGUUAAUGUUUCUGUACCAAAGAAAACCAGAAAUAAUGGGACUCUGUAUGCCUACAUUUUCCUUCACCAUGCUGGGGUUUUGCCUUGGCAUGAUGGGAAGCAGGUGCACUUAGUAAGUCCGCUCACCACCUACAUGGUCCCCAAGCCCGAAGAAAUCAGUCUUCUCACUGGGGAGUCUGCCACGCAGCAAAUCGAAGCCGAGGAGAAGCAGACCACUGCCUUGGAUGAGCCUGUUUCCCACUGGAGGCCGAGACUGACCCUGAAUGUGAUGGUGGACAACUUUGUCUUUGAUGGCGCCUCUCUCCCUGCCGACGUGCACCGGUACAUGAAGAUGAUCCAGCUGGGGAAAACCGUGCACUACCUCCCCAUCCUCUUCAUCGACCAGCUGAGCAGUCGGGUGAAGGACCUGAUGGUCAUCAGUCACUCCACCACCGAGCUGCCCCUCACCGUGUCCUACGACAGGAUCUCCCUGGGGAAGCUGCGCUUCUGGAUCCACAUGCAGGACGCGGUGCUCUCCCUGCAGCAGUUCGGGUUUUCAGAGAAGGAUGCUGAUGAAGUGAAAGGCAUUUUUGUAGACACCAACUUGUAUUUCUUGGCCCUGACCUUCUUUGUCGCCGCGUUCCACCUUCUCUUUGAUUUCCUGGCAUUUAAAAACGACAUCAGUUUUUGGAAGAAAAAGAAGAGCAUGAUUGGGAUGUCCACCAAAGCAGUGCUCUGGCGCUGCUUCAGCACCGUCGUGGUCUUCCUCUUCCUGCUGGACGAGCAGACGAGCCUGCUGGUGCUGGUCCCUGCCGGCAUUGGGGCGGCCAUCGAGGUGUGGAAGGUGAAAAAGGCAUUGAAAAUGACCAUUGGUUGGAGAGGCCUUAGACCUGUAUUUCAGUUUGGCAGCUGCAGUGAAUCUGAAAGGAAGACUGAGGAGUACGACACUCAGGCCAUGAAGUACUUGUCUUACUUACUCUACCCUCUCUGCAUUGGGGGUGCCGUCUACUCGCUCCUCAACAUCAAGUAUAAGAGGGGCGUCCAAGAGGGACGUGAACUUCCGGCGGCUGGGAGGAGGAUGCCCAGGCUGGUGGCAGGGCCAUCAACAAGUUGGUACUCUUGGUUAAUCAACAGCUUCGUCAACGGGGUGUAUGCCUUCGGCUUUCUCUUCAUGCUUCCCCAGCUCUUUGUGAACUACAAGAUGAAGUCGGUGGCACACCUGCCCUGGAAGGCGUUCACCUACAAGGCAGUCCGCUGGAGCUUCCUAGGUGUCGAGGCUGAUUCUAGAAGCUUCUUGGCGAGUCCUGGGAACCCCUACAUCAAUCAGAGUUGGGAUAAUGGGGCCUCCCAGUGCUUGUUCAAGCUUUCAAUACCUUCAUCGACGACGUCUUCGCCUUCAUCAUCACCAUGCCAACGUCACACCGGCUGGCCUGCUUCCGGGACGACGUGGUGUUCCUUGUUUACCUGUACCAAAGAUGGCUUUACCCUGUGGACAAGAGCAGAGUGAACGAGUUCGGAGAGUCUUACGAGGAGACGCCCAGGUGGAAAGCCCACGCGGACUAGGCACCAGCCGACGUGGAGGGGCCUCGGGACGCCACCAGCCGCUGCCCUUCACUCCUGAUUCUUCUUAUGGCGAAGAACAAGUUUUGAUUGUCCAUUGAGUAUUUUUGGAAGCUUUGGGUGGCGUUUCCUGGACGGCUACAUCUUCUGCCAAAACCGUCGUGAGGGUUCCUCACGCAGCUCUCCCCGUGUCCCUUACGUGUGUUUGGAGGGGCUGCCAGCACUUGGGAGCGCCCCAGGACAGGCCGGCCCCGUCACCUCCCAGAGCUGCCCGGCGGGUGCCAUCCCUCGUGCCGUGUGGCGGUGCUGGGUGCGGAGCGCUGGGCGGGCAGAGCUGCGCCCCUCCCUGCAGCGUGCCCUCAGCCGCAGGGUGCCGGGGUCCCGGGAGGCGGUGGGGCGGCUCCUGUCGGGCGGGAGCCGGUGCCCGAGUGCAUUUCAGUUGCCUGUGAAGGCUCGUUCACUCGGCUCUCUGGGGCCAAAUGACUUUUCCCUCUUUUGUUUAAAAUUUUGAUUGUUUUAAAGCUUAACGUAUGUAUGUUUCUAUUUUAAAAUAAAUUACUCUGGCUGUGACGUUUUUCUUGA